UAGAGGAAAAAAAGAUGUCUUCUCGCGCCUCUUUGAUCAUCCUUUUCCUUUUCUCCUUCCUCACUAGCUUCAGAGUUUCUGCUCAAUCAAAAAAUGUUUGUUCAAACACAACAACGUAUACAAGGAACAGCACUUACUUCACCAAUCUCAAAACACUUUUGUCCACUCUCUCUUCCGACAACGCCUCUUACUCCACCGGAUUCCAAAACGCCACGGCGGGACAAGACCCCGACAGAGUCACGGGACUUUUCCUCUGUCAGGGUGACGUCACGCCAGAGGAUUGCCGUAGCUGCGUCACCUUUUCCGUCAACGACGUACUCAGUCGGUGUCCGAAUGAGAGAGAAGCCGUGCUGUAUUACGAGGACUGCAUGCUCAGAUACUCUGACCAGAAUAUUCUGUCGACCAUGAAUGCCAAUAUAGAAUGGAAAUGGAGGAUGUUGAACGGCAAUAUGUCAUCUGACCGAGUAGACCAAUACGAAGAUUUCGUGUGGUCCACGAUGAACCAAGCUGCUGUUGAAGCAGCGAGCAGUCCUAGAAAGUUCUAUACGAUAAGUGCUAAUUGGACCGCACUCCAGACUUUGUACGGCAUGGUUCAGUGCACUCCUGAUCUUACAAGAAUAGAGUGCUUGAGCUGUCUGCAAGAAACCAUUAAUGGAAUGCGUCUUAACAGAAUUGGAGCAAGACUUCAUUUGCCUAGUUGUAAUUCAAGGUACGAGCUUUACAAGUUCUUCAAUGAGACCGCGGUUAGAACACCACCACGUCAACAAGCACCAUCACCUCCUGGGAAAGAUGGGAAUUCAAAUGCAUUAGUGGCGUUCAUUGUUGUGCCUAUUGUAGUGGCUGUUCUACUUUUAGUAGCUGGUUAUUGUUUCUAUGCAAAGAGGACAAGGAAGUCUUCUACUGCUGCACCAGCCUUUUAUGGAGAUGAUAUGAAAACAAUAAAGUUGCUGCAACUUGAUUAUAGAACAAUACUAGCUGCAACAAAUAAUUAUUCAGAAAAUAAUAAGAUUGGUCAAGGUGGAUUUGGUGAGGUUUACAAGGGUACAUUUUCGAAUGGGACUGAAGUUGCGGUGAAGAGACUCUUAAAAUUAUCAGGACAAGGUGAAACAGAGUUCAAGAAUGAGGUUGUUGUUGUUGCAAAGCUUCAGCACCGAAAUCUUGUUAGGCUUCUAGGGUUUUCUCUAGAAGGAGAAGAAAGGGUAUUGGUCUACGAGUAUGUGCCCAACAAAAGCCUGGAUUCUUUCCUCUUUGACCAUGGAAAGAAAGGUCGGCUGGACUGGACUCAACGAUACAAGAUCAUUGGAGGGAUCACUCGGGGGAUUCUGUAUCUUCACCAAGAUUCACGGGUCACAAUCAUACACCGUGAUCUUAAAGCAAGUAAUGUUCUCCUAGAUGCGGAUAUGAAUCCGAAAAUCGCUGAUUUUGGAAUGGCGAGGAUCUUUGGAAUGGACCAAACCCAUGAGAACACAAGCAGAAUAGUUGGUACCUACGGUUAUAUGUCUCCCGAAUAUGCGAUUGAUGGCCUAUACUCAAUGAAAUCUGAUGUCUAUAGCUUCGGAGUGUUACUUCUUGAGAUUAUAAGCGGUAGGAAGAACAGCAGCUUCUAUGAGACAGACCCGGAACUUGACUUGGUUACUUAUGCUUGGAGGAUUUGGAGUAACGGAACUGCUUUAGACCUUGUGGAUCCAAGUAUUAUAGAUAAUUGCCAAAAGAGUGAAGUGCUUCAAUGCAUUUAUAUCGGUCUUUUAUGCGUUCAAGAAGAUCCUGCAGAGCGUCCGACAUUUUCAACCAUCUUUGUGAUGCUCACUAGUAACACUGUGCCUUUACCAGUGCCUCAGCAUCCAGGUUUUCUCGGGCACAGUAGACCUGAGAAAGAUCCGCUUGAUUCAUAUCAAUCUAUGACAACCAAGUCAUAUCCAACAUCUGUUGAUGAUGCAUCGAUCACUGAGUUAUAUCCUCGUUGAGGACUCGGGUAGCAGCUUAAAUAAAACCAUAUGUAAUUCAAUUGGGAUGGUGUAAUCUGAUGCAAUUUUGAAGUUUGGUUCAGUAUUCAAUUUGGAUUUGGUUUAA
Messenger RNA from Capsella rubella, 2070 nucleotides. RefSeq names its product cysteine-rich receptor-like protein kinase 15. Bases 15 to 1964 code for a protein of 649 amino acids. The record is from RefSeq and is a predicted model, not a curated record. Gene Ontology annotation, biological process: protein phosphorylation. The transcript has 7 exons. Gene Ontology annotation, molecular function: protein kinase activity; ATP binding. Lineage: Eukaryota; Viridiplantae; Streptophyta; Magnoliopsida; Brassicales; Brassicaceae.